This is a messenger RNA of Euleptes europaea (tarantolino), 1002 nucleotides long. Its product is annotated as olfactory receptor 10A7-like. The record is from RefSeq and is a predicted model, not a curated record. Gene Ontology annotation, cellular component: membrane. The transcript has a single exon. NCBI's taxonomy places the organism in Eukaryota, Metazoa, Chordata, Lepidosauria, Squamata, Sphaerodactylidae. Bases 1 to 1002 code for a protein of 333 amino acids. Gene Ontology annotation, molecular function: G protein-coupled receptor activity; olfactory receptor activity. Gene Ontology annotation, biological process: G protein-coupled receptor signaling pathway.
AUGGCAAACAAAGAAUGGCAAAACCAAACAACUGUUUCUGAAUUCAUCCUCUUGGGAUUUGGGGAUCUUCCCAAACUGGAGUUGCUUCUUUUCCUGCUCUUCUUGGUGAUCUACUUGGUGACCAUGGUUGGGAACCUCCUAAUUGUUUGGCUAGUUCUGGCGGAUCAACACCUUCAAACCCCCAUGUAUUUCUUCCUGGGAAACUUGUCCUUCUUGGAAUCCUGCUACACCUCAACCAUCUUGCCUAGAAUGCUGGCGAGUCUUCUGACUGGGGAAAGGGGUAUAUCCAUCAAAGCCUGUUUCAUCCAGUUUUACCUGUUUGCUUGCUUGGGUGGCUCUGAAUGCUACCUCCUGUCUGUGAUGUCUUACGACAGGUACUUAGCUGUAUGCAAACCGUUGCACUACACCACUCUCAUGAAUGGCAAGUUGUGCCUGCAUUUAGCGGCCAUUUCUUGGAUCAGUGGGAUUUUAGUGAGUACAAGCACAACCCUCUCAGUGAUGUCAUUAUCCUUCUGUGGGCCCAAUGAAAUUGAUCAUUACCUCUGUGAUUUAUCGCCAGUCAUAAAGGAAAUCUCCUGCAGUGACACUUACGUUGUCGAAAUGAUGGCAUUCAUAUUUGCCUGCGCGUUCACCCUGCCUCCCUUUCUACUCAGGCUGACGUCUUACACGUUGAUCAUUGUGACAAUCCUCAGAAUCCCAUCCACCACCGGGAGGCAAAAGGCCUUCUCCACCUGCUCAUCUCACCUCACUGUGGUUGCCCUUUUUUAUGGAACACUAAUGCUGGUCUACAUGCUUCCCCGUUCCAGGAAUCUGAGAGGUGUGAAGAAAGUCUUCUCCCUCUUCUACACGGUCUUGACUCCGAUGGUUAAUCCCCUCAUAUAUAGCCUAAGAAACAAGGAAGUGAAGAAAGCAAUGGAAAAGGGUUUCAGAAAGCUCACAAUCCAUGUGGCAUUUCAGAAAUCUUGUUUCUUAACCAUCAAAACAAAAUCAAUUGGGCUUUAG